This is a messenger RNA of Rotaria sp. Silwood1, 1155 nucleotides long. The record is from the annotation of a GenBank genome assembly. Lineage: Eukaryota; Metazoa; Rotifera; Eurotatoria; Philodinida; Philodinidae.
AUGAAUAAAGAACAACAACAGCAACAGAUACCACUUUAUGCUAUUUCUCCGGAUGUCAUUGAGAAAAAUCAAAAUAAUGAAAAAGUUUCAUUAUUGUUCGUGACAACUCUAUGUCGUCGAUUACAUGAACAUUCUGGAAUUUGGUAUAUGUUAACGGCAACUUUCAUUUUCGCUUGUUGUUCGUUUGCUCUCAAACUAGUACCAGCUGAUGUCUUUGAUAUUAUGAUUGUUCGAUUUUCAAUUCACUCUCUUGUUUUUGGUGUAUUUGCUACUUUCUAUAAACAUUAUAAUGUAUUUGAUACAAAUGGACAACCGAUUGCAUGUUUAUUAAACAUUGUAAUGUCAAUUGGUACAAAUUUCACUUAUUUAGCUGCAUUGAGUUUUAUUCCAUUAUCAGAUUUAAAUACAAUCAGAUACACUUAUAUUGUUUGGGCAGCAAUAUUAUCUGUUCUAUUUCUCAAGGAACGUUUCAAAAUUGUUAAUACUAUUUCAUUAUUCUUGACAAUCCUUGGGCUUAUAUUCGCUACUAAGCCACAUUUCUUUAUUAAAACAUUAGGUCAAAUAUUUGAUCCGUCAUCAUCAUCGUCAAUGUUAAUUACGACAACAACAACUUUAACUACAAGUAUUGCUAAUACUACGACUCCUUCAUCUUAUUAUUAUUUAGGCAUCGGUUUCGCUUUUUUAUCGGCUUUUGCAAAAGCAACACAAUUUAUUGCUCGAAAACAAUUACUUAUUACAAAACAACCACAUUCUGUUAUGAAUUUUCAGUAUGCAGGUGUUGCUUUAUUAGUUUCAUUGAUUUAUAGUAUUAUUCGUCGAUUUUGGCAACCAGAACCAUAUCCAUGGAGAUGGAUGGGUAUCGCCGGUGUUAUUAUAGGCUUUUUUCGAUUAUUAUCAGUUAUACUAUUUGCAAAAGCAUUAAAACGAGAAAAGGUUCAAGUUAUAGCAAUUAUUACUUCACUUGAUAUAGUUUUUGCUGUUCUAUUACAAUAUAUAUUUUUUCGUCAAACAAAAUCUUUGAUAUUUUAUCUUGGAGCAUCACUUAUUGUUCUAUCAGCAAUUAUCCUUUCAGUUGAACAUCAUUCAAAUAAUAAGCGCGAAAGGAAAACCCAGAUAAAGCAUGAUGAAAAUCAUCAAAUUAAGAAUAAUAUAUAA